Messenger RNA from Rhinocladiella mackenziei CBS 650.93, 3621 nucleotides. RefSeq lists its product as uncharacterized. The transcript is spliced from 2 exons. The record is from RefSeq and is a predicted model, not a curated record. The coding region runs from base 1 to 3621 and encodes 1206 amino acids. Gene Ontology annotation, cellular component: cell septum; cell periphery. NCBI's taxonomy places the organism in Eukaryota, Fungi, Ascomycota, Eurotiomycetes, Chaetothyriales, Herpotrichiellaceae. Gene Ontology annotation, molecular function: chitin synthase activity.
AUGUCUGAACCGUGGAGGCCACGGCCUGCUACGUCCCCGACUCGCGACAAAUCCCAUUCCCCAUACAGAGACUCGCCUUCUCGACGGCUGAGAGACAUCGAAACCGGAUACCACCCGUCCCGCAAUGCGCCUUCCUCUCCGAGCUCGAGAACCGCGGACUGGGAACCGAUCAUGUCCAAUCCGAUGACCCAGAGCGAGCUCAAUCGCAAGAAAUCCCUGAUCCGUCCCGAACGGAGUCGAAUUGAUCGAGAUCAUCCCAACUACCACUAUCGUAAACAUGCUCAGAAUAUGGAAGUCUUCCCCUCCACCACGGGGAAUGAUCCAGCGGUUGAAGAGUUGGCCGAGGCGCGAACCGUGAGCUCCGACAGCAGUAAUCUCAUCCCUCCAGCCGGCGACGAAUUCUCGACCCAACGGCCAAGGGCGCAUGUGCCGGGGAAAAUAGAGCUAGUUGGUGAAAGGCGAGCUCCGAAAAAGUUGGUCAGAAAGGAUACCCGCAACGUGACCGAGGAUGAAAAAAGGCGGCAGAAAGAACUUGACAAGAUCAGACCUCCGAGCAUAUGGAAUGUAUACUGUGCCAUUGUGACGUUCUGGGCGCCGGACUUCGUGCUUCAAUGCUUCGGUAUGCCAGCCCGAGCCCAACGACGGGCGUGGAGGGAAAAAAUUGGUCUCAUCAGUAUUAUCAUCGCUAUUGCCGCCUUUGUGGGGUUCUUGACCUUUGGCUUCACGCAAGCCGUCUGUCCGGCCCCCGGACUUCGUCUCAAGAUCAACCAUGUCGAUCGGGGUUACAUGAUUUUCCAUGGGGAUGCAUACAAUCUGGACGGGUCCCUGCAUCCAGCUGCUCUGGGUGUUCCGCUCGACAGCAACGUUCUCUACGAUCUUCCUCACAAGUAUGGCGGUCAGGAUGGAAGCUUCAUGUUCCAGAAGGUGAAUGGGGAUUGCAAAGGACUCAUUACUCUGGCCAACGGUUCUGAUGUCCCUACAAAUGACGAGGGAGAUCUGGCCUGGUACUUCCCUUGUACAGCUUUCAACCAGGAUGGUUCCUCGCCCGUCAACCUUACCGUGCCGUAUUAUUUGGGGUAUGCGUGCCAUACCACGGCCAAAGCGCGAAACACCUUCUACAAUUUGAGAAAGGCCGGAGAAGUCUUUUUCACCUGGGACGACGUCAAAAACCAAAGUCGAAACCUGGUUGUCUACUCAGGUUCGGUGGUCGAUUUGGAUCUUUUGAGAUGGUUCAAUGACAGUCAAGUCGCGUGGCCCAAGCAAUUUGACGAUUUACGGACGAAUGAUCAAAUUCGGGGCAUGGACAUCACACAUGUGCUGCAGUCAUCCACCGACAAGAAGGUUGGCCAAUGUCUCACCCAAAUCGCCAAAGUCGGCUCCAUUGAUACCGAGACUGUCGGGUGCAUCGCCUCCAAGGUCGUCCUAUACGUCUCGUUGGCCUUCAUUCUCGCCAUCGUGUUUGCCAAAUUUUUCCUCGCAUUGGCUUUCCAAUGGUUUCUGGCACGCAAAUUCGCCGCUGCCACAACUUCCCAAACCUCGGAUCCAAAGAAGAGGGCCAAACAGAUUGAAGAUUGGACCGACGAUAUUUACAAGCCGGCUCCAAAGAUAACAGAUCCCGCGAGCACCGUCUCAGGCUCGGAUGGACGUACCAGCAAGCGGGGAAGCAUGUUGUUCCCACAAACGUCUCGUUUUACCAGUCCCUACGCGGUCGAACGUGUGCCCAAGGGUAAUCGAGCUCCACCGACCACGAUGACCAGUCAAUCAUCCAGCGCCAAGCUGAUCCAACCAGGAAGUGGCUUAUACAAGACCGGUUACAAUGGCAGUCAGAAUACCUUGGACCUCCCCUCCCGCAUGAGCGUUGGUGCGAGCAGGGCCAGUCUCCUCCUUUCUGGUCAGGACACGCGCUACUCAGCGGUCCUAGAUGGUAUGGAACCUAAUGGCCCUGUCGGGUUCAUUCACGAAAAUGUUGUUCCUCAACCACCGCCUGAAUGGCAACCAUUCGGAUACCCCCUCGCACAUGUUAUUUGCUUGGUUACGGCCUACUCCGAAGGCGAAGAUGGUAUUCGUACGACGUUGGACUCGAUCGCUACAACCGACUACCCCAACAGUCACAAGGCAAUUCUUGUCAUUUGUGAUGGAUUGAUCAAAGGAAAAGGCGAGAAUAUGUCCACUCCCGACAUCGUUCUCGGGAUGAUGGGAGAUUUUGUCGUCCUUCCCGAAGAUGUUCAGGCCUUUUCUUAUGUGGCUGUAUCCAGCGGCUCCAAGCGACACAACAUGGCCAAAGUCUAUGCCGGUUUCUAUGAUUAUGGCCCCAAGUCGAGAAUUGAUCCGACCAAGCAACAGCGAGUCCCAAUGAUGGUGGUGGUCAAAUGCGGAACGCCGGAUGAAGCCACCAAGGCCAAACCUGGAAAUCGAGGCAAACGUGACAGUCAGAUCGUUCUCAUGUCCUUCCUGCAAAAGGUCAUGUUCGACGAAAGAAUGACCGAACUGGAAUAUGAAAUGUUCAACGGCCUGUGGAAAGUCACCGGCAUGUCCCCCGACUUUUACGAAAUGGUUCUCAUGGUGGACGCCGAUACCAAAGUCUUCCCGGACAGCUUGACGCAUAUGAUUUCGGCCAUGGUGAAAGAUCCCGAAAUCAUGGGUCUUUGCGGUGAAACCAAGAUCGCAAACAAGAAUCAAUCUUGGGUGUCACGGAUUCAAGUGUUCGAAUACUUCAUCUCCCACCAUCUGUCCAAGUCUUUCGAAUCGGUCUUUGGCGGUGUGACUUGUCUUCCGGGAUGUUUCUGCAUGUACCGGAUCAAAUCACCUAAAGGUAGUCAAAACUACUGGGUCCCGAUCUUGGCCAAUCCGGACAUUGUCGAACAUUACUCCGAAAAUGUGGUGGACACUCUUCACAAGAAAAACCUCUUGCUGCUUGGUGAGGACCGAUAUCUAUCGACACUGAUGUUGAAAACCUUUCCGAAACGAAAGCAAGUCUUUGUGCCCCAGGCCGUUUGCAAAACUACGGUACCCGAUGAAUUCAAAGUCUUGCUCUCACAACGUCGACGAUGGAUUAACAGUACCGUCCACAAUCUUAUGGAACUGGUCCUAGUUCGAGAUCUUUGUGGCACAUUCUGCUUCAGUAUGCAGUUUGUGGUUUUUAUCGAACUUAUCGGUACACUCGUCCUCCCGGCCGCUAUUGCUUUCACCUUUUACCUGAUCAUCAUCUCAAUUGUGAAGAAGCCAGUUCCAGUCAUUCCGCUCAUUCUCUUGGCUCUCAUUCUAGGUCUCCCUGGGGUCCUUAUCGUCUUGACCGCUCACCGUUUGUCAUAUAUCCUGUGGAUGUUGAUCUACCUCCUUUCAUUGCCCAUUUGGAAUUUCGUCCUACCAACAUAUGCAUAUUGGAAGUUCGACGAUUUCAGUUGGGGUGAGACCAGGAAAACGGCUGGCGAAAAGACCAAGAAGGCUGGUCUCGAAUAUGAAGGAGAAUUUGACAGCACUAAGAUCACCAUGAAACGGUGGGGUGAUUUUGAAAGAGAGCGACGAGCGCAAGCCAAUGGAAGUAGUUGGGCACAACAUUUCACCAGACCUCCGAGUGGUUAUGCUUCGACCCAAAACUUCGAUCCAUAUCAUGACUAUUGA